Messenger RNA from Centruroides sculpturatus (bark scorpion), 819 nucleotides. Its product is annotated as cytochrome P450 4C1-like. Gene Ontology annotation, molecular function: oxidoreductase activity, acting on paired donors, with incorporation or reduction of molecular oxygen; monooxygenase activity; heme binding. The record is from RefSeq and is a predicted model, not a curated record. Bases 134 to 610 code for a protein of 158 amino acids. NCBI's taxonomy places the organism in Eukaryota, Metazoa, Arthropoda, Arachnida, Scorpiones, Buthidae. The transcript is spliced from 4 exons.
UUUCAAUGUACUUUAAUAUCAGGGUUACGACUCAACCGCCCACGUUCUGUCCUGGGCUCUUUAUUUUCUGGGAAGAUUCCACGAAAUACAAGAGAAAGUGUAUCUAGAAUUGCAAGAAAUUUUCAAAAAUGAUAUGAAUAGAGAUAUUACUAUCGAUGACCUGACGAAAAUGACGUACUUGGAAUGCGUAAUUAAGGAGUCGAUGAGAAUCUAUCCUCCUUUUCCUUUGAUUGGCAGAAAAAAUCCAUCGGAAAUGAAAAUAGGUAAUUACGUGUUGCCUGCAAAUUCGACUCUUGUCAUAAAUAUCUAUGGUAUUCAUCAUAAUCCUUCUGUUUACGAAAAUCCCGAAGUGUUCGAUCCAGACCGUUUCCUAUUUGAAAACUAUAAAAAUCUUCAUCCUUAUGCAUAUCUGGCAUUUGCUGUCGGUCCACGAAAUUGUCUCGGAAGUAAACUCGCCAUGAUUAUGAUAAAAAUGGUUUUGGCAAAUGUUCUUCGUAAUUUUAAAGUUUACUCUUUAGAUCCUCAGGAUAAAAUCUUAAUCUCAUACGCAAGUAUGUUGACCCCAAUAUCGGGUAUAAGAAUGUGUGUAGAAAAAAGACGAAUGUUGUAAAAUAUUAACUAAGAUUUGGGUAAUUUUCGUUUCAAUCGUAUAUCAAUAUAAACAAAAGCCUGUAUCAUAUAAUCUCGACGAAUGCAUUUAGAAACUGCAUCGAAAUAAUUCUACCUAUUGUUAAACUUUACUCAUAAAUUGUAAUUCAUAUUUUUAUAGAUAAAAAGUACGAAAAUAAAAUGUAUAUGGUUAUUGUUAUUAAAUCUGCU